Molecule: messenger RNA, 3371 nt
Organism: Dichomitus squalens LYAD-421 SS1
Lineage: Eukaryota; Fungi; Basidiomycota; Agaricomycetes; Polyporales; Polyporaceae
Product: MFS general substrate transporter
Exons: 20
Coding region: 21-1418 (465 amino acids)
Biological process (GO): transmembrane transport
Cellular component (GO): fungal-type vacuole membrane
Molecular function (GO): transmembrane transporter activity
Source: RefSeq, a predicted model, not a curated record
GGCGACUCUUACGCAUCUCGAUGGCUAGACACACAGAGCAUCCAGCAGUCGACCAUGACUCCUCUGCUUCUUCCACUAGGACCAUCCCCAAUGACGAAAUAGUACCCCGGACGCUCGACGACGGAGAGAAGCAGGCCGCUCAAGAUCCCGAGAUGUCGGACGUCGCGAAGGACCUUGCAACCGCGGCCGAGGCUGUCGAAGGCGCUCCGUUAGACGAGUUCGAAGAGCAUCCUGACGGAGGUUCAAGAGCCUGGUUGGUAGUGAUUGGGUGUGCCGCGGGAGCGUGUGCCACUUUCGGGCUUGUGAACGCAUGGGGUGUCUUCCAAGCCUUCUACACCACGAGCAUCCUCAAAGGCACUUCCCCAUCGACUAUUGCAUGGAUCGGCUCUAUACAGUAUGCUCUCGUUUUUAUCCCCGGUUUGGUCGUUGGUCGCAUUUUCGACAUGGGCCACGUCAAACUUCCCUUGGGUUUAGCAAGCGCGCUGCUGGUUGCCGCGACCUUUCUUACUGCACAGUGUACACGAUACUGGCAAUUUCUGCUUUGCCAGGGAAUAGCUCUUGGGAUUGCGUGUGGAGUGAUUUUCGGCGUUAUCAUGGGUUGUCCCGCACACUGGUUCAAACGCAAGCUUGGGCUAGCAUUGGGCAUUAUGGCUCUAGGCUCCAGUAUCGGAGGUACCCUCUACCCCAUCAUCGUCAAGAACCUCAUGCAAAAAGUUGGCUUUCAAUGGACAAUGCGCGUCCUUGGGUUCAUUGAGAUCGGCCUCCUUGCCGUUCAGUUCCUUACUGUAGAGCGCAGGCUUCCUCCGAAGAAACGCUCAGGUCCUUUCUUCGACUUCACGGUCUUCAAGUCCGUCCCUUUCUCGCUGUACAGCUUCUCGAGUUUUCUCGCCUUCCUGGGCAUCUAUACUGUUCUCACCUAUAUCGAUGUGAGCGCGGUUUCGGAAGGUGUCCCCGAGAACUUUGCCUUCUACCUCCUGGCCAUCGCAAAUGCCUGCUCGGCAGUAGGUCGAAUAGUUGGCGGGACUCUUUCUGACUAUACAGGACCUCUCAACAUCAUGACCCCUGCGACGUUCCUCGCCGGCAUCAUGACCUACAUCUGGCCGUUCGCUACCAGUGUUGGCGGGAACAUCGGGGUGGCCAUCGUGUAUGGUGCAUCAUCGGGAGUCUAUGUCUCUCUGCUUGCAGCCCCUACAGUGCAUAUGGGCCGGACGGAGGACGUCGGUGUGCGCGUCGGCAUGAGCAUGACCCUCGUCGCCCUUGGCGCUGUUGCCGGUCCUCCGAUCUCUGGUGCCAUCAACGCCGCGACUGGUGGCUUCAAGUUCACCGGUGUCUACGCGGGAACUGCUGUGAUGGCAGCCGUAGUGUUCCUGAUCUUCACUCGGAUAUCCAUCCUCGGCGGGCUUUGGGGUAGAUGUUGAACACAACGGGCCGACGAAUACCCGCCCUGCAACCUGUUCUCUUCUUCGUCCAAGGGAUGCUCGACAGUCAUUAGAAACGACUCUCUCGGCGACAUAGAUGGAGCUUACGAUCACAAUGUUACGACGGAGACGAUGUAUUCUGAUCUAUAAUGAUACGUCUUCGAUUGCCGACGGCGAGCGAUGCUGGCGUGCCACGUCCUGUACGAAGAUGCCAACGCCGCUCCUCUCUGACCCCUUCCACUGCGGCAACUACCUGAAACCAAACAGUAAAAAUUGUAUCGGAUAAGAGACAAGAGUCACCAGGAUGUAUGCGCCAGGACCGAACUCUUAUACGACGAGCGUCUGGGUUACCUAUUAAGUCACAGUUUGUGGUAUGACGAGAAGCUUUGCAUCCGCUCCUCCGAUCUUCCUGGUUAGGACCAUGGUCGCUAUUCCCGCUGACAAGGACACCCUUGAUAUGUCCCCUUCAGAUAGGAUACUUCGGCCACGGAACAAGGGCACCACUCGGAACCCCGUCUCUUUCGGACCCGACUCCUUCGGAACGAAGGCGGGCGUGUCUCUCAAGCGUUCGCUGCGCAAAUACUGUUGUAAAAAUGGCCCGUUGACUAGGAGAUAUAAAGCUGCUAGCAGCUCGACCCGAUCUUCUUCAUAUCACAACGACUUCUGCUCGUCUGCCUACUAAACGCUCCAAUCUAUACCAUCGCAGUCAUCAUGUCAGUAGCUCAACACAAGGCCCUAAUCCUCGAGUCCAAGCUCGGCCAGUUUGCUGUCAAGACAGUGCAGACUCCGAAGCCUGGUCCAGAAGAGGUGCUCGUGAAGAUUGAGGCGACCGCGCUCAAUCCUCUGGACUGGAAGGUGCAGGCCUUGGGUAUCCUCAUCGAGAGGUACCCUACGAUUCUCGGCUUUGACGCUGCAGGAAGCAUAUCCCAGAUCGGAGAGGAGGUGCCUCCUACAUUGUUCGCCGUUGGUGAUCGCGUUCUUGUCCAAGGCUGGUUCGAUCUCGCCGAGCAGUCUGCCCACGGAACAUUCACUCAGUAUUUCUUGCUUCCCUAUAAGCUUGUCGCAAAAAUCCCCGACUCUCUUGCGUACGAAGAUGCAGCAACUAUCCCGACCGGCGUUGCAACCGCCGGCUUCCCGCUCUACAACCAGAAUGAGUCUGCAGCGUCUGUUAGGCUUACCCCACCAUGGGUCAAGGGCGGACGGGGCAAAUACGCCGGCAGACCCAUUCUCGUGAUUGGUGGCGCGAGUUCUAUGGGACAGUUUGCUAUACAAUUCGCCCACCUCUCUGGCUUCUCGCCGAUCGUUACAACUGCAUCCCCACACAACACACCCCUCCUCCAAACUCUGGGUGCGACGCACGUCCUAGAUCGCAAGCUUUCUUCCGAAGAGCUCAUCGCCGAAGCCACAAAAAUCACCGGUGGCCCUUUCGAAGUCGUCUAUGACGCAAUCGCUUCCGAGGAAACUUCAUCUAUGGCGUAUGCAGUGACGGCACGGGGAGGGCACCUCGUCACCGUUCUCAGCAAUCCUGCACUGGAACUAAGGGCUAAGGAGGAGGGAAAGAAUGUGGACUUUGUACACGGGGUGUUCAAAUCUGAGGUCAACCGUGAUAUUGGGCGAUCGUUGUUGGAUGCACUCCCUGGAUUGCUCAAGAGCGGUGACAUCAAGCCAAACCGCACAGAAAUUCUCCCAGGUGGCUUGAACGGUGUUGUCGAGGGAUUAGAGCGCUUGAAGAACGACCAGGUCAGUGGUGUCAAGUUGGUCGUCCGUCCUCAAGAAACUGCAUGAGGGUCUCCGGCUCGAUAAGGCCUUCCUGGCAGUCGUUGAAUAGUGUUCCGAGAGAUAGCAUAUCUGUCUGCACACACGUUGGAUUGCGAAGAACAAUUGCCAUUCACAACUUGUAUAUGAGGUGAUUGCGGAUUGGGAGACUGUUGUCGCCAAUGAACUCAUCGCUGG